This is a messenger RNA of Asparagus officinalis (garden asparagus), 2850 nucleotides long. Its product is annotated as ADP-ribosylation factor GTPase-activating protein AGD3-like. The record is from RefSeq and is a predicted model, not a curated record. The transcript has 19 exons. Gene Ontology annotation, cellular component: cytoplasm. Bases 205 to 2685 code for a protein of 826 amino acids. NCBI's taxonomy places the organism in Eukaryota, Viridiplantae, Streptophyta, Magnoliopsida, Asparagales, Asparagaceae. Gene Ontology annotation, molecular function: GTPase activator activity; protein binding.
CUUCCCUUUUCAUCAUUCUCUUCCGUUCCUCUUCCAAAAUCCCCUCUUUUCUCGAUUUUCUGGAAAUGAGCGCGAUUCUCGAUCUGGAUCCGAUGUUGGAGCAACCAAGGGAUUUGAAGCUCGAUCCCCUUCGUUUAAUUUUAAAAAUGCGAGAUUUUUGAUGAAAAAUUGGUGUAAACAGAGGGACAUUUUGAAAAAUCCAACAUGCUUUUCGCCAAGCUCGAUGAUUCUCCUAUGUUUAGAAAGCAGAUUCAGUCACUUGAAGAUGGUGCAGACUUGUUGAGGGAAAGAUGUCUGAAGUUUUACAAGGGCUGUAGGAAGUACACAGAACGCCUUGCUGGGGGAUAUGAUGGGGAUGCUGGUUUAGCGACUGCUCUUGAGAUGUUUGGUGGUGGGCACAAUGAUCCUAUAAGUGUCGCUUUUGGAGGACCCGUGAUGACUAAAUUUACUAUUGCCUUGAGAGAGAUCGGAACAUACAAAGAAGUUCUAAGAUCUCAGGUUGAACACACUCUAAAUGAUAGAUUGCUGGACUUUGUAGACAUUGAUUUGCAUAAUGUCAAGGAUGCACGUAAACGUUUUGAUAAGGCUAGCCUUGUGUAUGACCAGGCUCGGGAGAAGUAUUUAUCACUGAAAAAAGGAACAAGAGCUGACAUAACCACCAUCUUGGAGGAUGAGCUACACAGGGCUAGAUCUUCAUUUGAGCAGGCCAGAUUCAAUCUGGUUACUGCUCUUUCACAUAUUGAGGCAAAAAAAAGAUAUGCAUUUUUGGAGGCUGUUAGUGGGAUGAUGGAUGCACAUCUUUGUUUCUUUAAACAGGGGUAUGAACUAUUGCAUCAGAUGGAGCCAUAUAUUAAACAGGUUUUGGCAUAUGCACAACAAUCAAGACAAAGGUCUAAUUAUGAACAGGAAGCCCUUACAGAGAGGAUGCAGGAGUUUAAGAGGCAAAUUGAUCGAGAAAGUCUUUCAUCCUCAUAUGGUUUGUUUGAUUCUCCUAACGGAGAUGGCAUACAAACCCUUGGUAGGAGCUCCUACAAAAUGAUAGAAGCGGUGAUGCAGACAGCUGUUAAGGGAAAGGUUCAAACUAUUCGGCAAGGUUAUCUUUCAAAGCGGUCAUCAAAUCUGCGAGGUGACUGGAAGAGAAGGUUUUUUGUCCUUGAUAGUCGAGGAAUGUUGUAUUACUACCGCAAGCAGCUUACCAGGCCAUCUGGAGUUGUUAACCAUCAUUUGCAUCAUAAGGCUCAAAUAUCCUCUGAGAAUGGCUCUGGGUUGUUGAGCCGGUGGUUCUCUUCUCACUAUCAUGGUGGUGUAGAUGAGAAGUCCGGAGCACGUCAUACUGUGAACUUGCUUACAUCAACCAUUAAAGUUGACGCAGAUCAGUCAGAUUUAAGAUUCUGCUUUAGAAUUAUUUCACCAACAAAGAAUUACACAUUACAGGCUGAGAGUGCUAUGGAUCAGAUGGAUUGGAUUGAAAAAAUAACGGGUGUUAUUGCUUCUCUAUUGAGUGCUCAAUUCCCAGAACAGUGCCCCCUAGCUAGUGCCAGUGCUUCCAAUGAGAGUUCAUUUGGUAGCUCAUCAGAUCUGGACCAUUCUGUUGAAGUAUCAUCUCUAGAGAAGAACUGUGUUUCAAGCCAUUCUGGACGUACUGCCAGAAGUUCACAGCAACAUAGAUUCAAUGUCGAACAUGAAAAGCCAAUUGAUGUGCUCCAAAAAGUAUGUGGCAACGAUGUUUGUGCCGAUUGUGGAGCUGCUGGCCCCGAUUGGGCAUCUCUGAACCUAGGGUUGCUUGUAUGCAUUGAAUGUUCUGGGGUUCAUCGCAAUCUUGGAGUGCAUAUAUCAAAGGUGCGAUCUUUGACACUUGAUGUCAAAGUGUGGGAACCUUCUGUUAUUAAUCUAUUUCAGUCACUGGGUAAUACUUUUGCCAACUCCAUAUGGGAGGAAUUGUUACCCUCAACAAGUAACGAAAAAUUAACAGAUAGUUCCAAUUUACAUCAAAAACAGCAACAAAUAUCUACCACGAAGCCCAAGCAUACUGACCCUAUUUCAAUAAAGGAAAAUUUCAUUAAAGCGAAGUAUGCAGAGAAGGUUUUUCUUCAGAAAUCGAAAGCAGAUCCCAACUGUUUAUUGGCGAUGUGGGAUAAUGUUCGUACCAACAACAAGAGAGCUGUAUACCAGCAUAUUAUCACUUUAAAUGCUGAUGUAAAUGCUAUCUAUGGACAAACAUCGUCUAAUUCUUCCUUAACUCUUGCAAAAGCCAUGCUUCUUCAAGAGCAACCAACUUCAACAUUAGGUCGAAGUACUAGUUGUACUGUUGGGGACUCCAAACACAAGGCUUCUUCCAUCAGCUCUUGUAACCCGGCGAGAAAUGCUGAUGAGAGAAAUAACAUGGAUGAAUCUUUUGAGGGCUGUUCAUUACUACAUCUUGCUUGCCAAACUGCAGAUAUUGCCAUGGUAGAACUACUUUUACAGUAUGGUGCCAAUGUAAAUGCUGCUGAUUUGAACGGCAGGACGCCACUUCAUCAUUGCAUUAUCAAGGGCAGGAAUAUUUUUGCGAAGUUGCUAAUUUCCAGGGGAGCGGACCCGCACGUCGUUGACAAGGAUGGUAAGACCCCAUUACAGUAUGCAUUGGAGAGUGGAACCAUUGACAAUGAAGAGAUUCUUGUUCUUUUAGAGGAUACAAAGAUAUAGUAUUAUGAAAUGGCCAGAAUAUAUAGUAGAGAAGGAAAAAAGGGUUGUUUCUUUCCUCAAUUGUAGGCAUUACUUUUGGGGUUCUGUUGUAGCAUAAGAUGUCUGUUUAUUUAUCUCCGGUUUGGUUUUGAUUUAAUGUAUGUGAGCCCUGUACAUUGCCUUUUC